AUGGAAUUACUGAAGACACUUGAAGAUCCAACACUACGUAUCGUUUCAGAGACCGACGAAGACGUGUGGCUUGAAGAAGGGAAAUCACAAAAGAGACGAUAUAAAGCAUAUACGGUAAUGCAAAAAUCAGGAUUUCAACAUACGGAUUACUUAUCAAUAAUGGUUAAUUUAUGUCGAGUUGAAAUAGCUGUAUCAUUAUGCUUUCUAUUACAUGGCUUCACAUGUCCAGGUUUUGCUCAAGAAGCCGCUUAUCAGGGAACAUGUCACAUGAAUGUAGUAGCUGCAGUUGUUGGCAUUAGCAGCGGUUCUAUAGGUCUAGGAGUUGUACAUAGGUAUCGAUGGAAAAUGAUGCUCAUCAUGUGGCUAGUACUUUGUAUCAUAUCGGCUGUUGGCAAUCUCUUAUCAGUAAUAACGACGGGAAUAUGGAUUGACCAUCUUAGCAAAAUGAAAAGCCGUACCGGAAUAGUCAACGGAUUAAGUGGAAUGAUGUUACUGUGUUCUGUAGCUAUUGGUGUAUGCUUUAUCCUCAACGCAGUAAUGAUAUGUCAUUUUUGGAAUUUCAAUUCUCAAAAAUAUCAGGCUGUUGGAAAAAUUUCGAAACGUUCGCGCUCACGUUCACUGAGACGUCGUAUUUCACGUACAGGCAGUGGCACAGAUCGAAAAGCACGUGCCGAAAAAUUAGCAAGAGGAUAUCACAUUGUUUGA
This is a messenger RNA of Thelazia callipaeda (thelaziosis nematode), 705 nucleotides long. Lineage: Eukaryota; Metazoa; Nematoda; Chromadorea; Rhabditida; Thelaziidae. The record is from the annotation of a GenBank genome assembly.